Caenorhabditis briggsae is the source of this 1242-nucleotide messenger RNA. The transcript has 5 exons. NCBI's taxonomy places the organism in Eukaryota, Metazoa, Nematoda, Chromadorea, Rhabditida, Rhabditidae. The record is from RefSeq and is a predicted model, not a curated record. Gene Ontology annotation, molecular function: RNA uridylyltransferase activity. Bases 1 to 1242 code for a protein of 413 amino acids.
AUGUUGCAAUUACACAGUAGAAAAAUUCCACAAGUGUUAAAACAGUGUUUGGCAUCCGAAUGUGCUGCGCAUCCGUCUUCUUCAAGCGAAAAUCCAAAGCCACUGGAAACACUUCCAUAUGUUGAAUACAUUAAGAAGAGAUGGCCAGACAAGCUUCUAAAAAUGGAUAAGCAGAUAGAGGGACUAAAUAAUGAGAGGAAAGAAUGCAGGAACGAUUCGAAGGUUCUCCAUUUUCUAAAAGAUCUCAACUCGUUUAUUCUUAAUAAAGACGCAGUCGAGUUACUUCCUGUCGGUUCCAUGGUCACAAAUUUCGUCAACAAACAAUCCGACUUUGAUUUUGUUUUCUUCCCAAAACGAGAAAUUCCGCGACUCCGAUUUCUGAGAGACUUCCAUCAAAACCCAAGUUUCAAACAGAACUUCAUGUCAGUAUUCGCAAAACUGAUCACUCGAGAGAGUGAAAAACUCGGCGAACCAGUGGAAAAAGUUGUGGAGCUGCCGAGAAUGCGAGUUCCAUUGUUGAUCAUUAGAUACGCGUCUGGCCUGAGUAUCGAUAUUCAAUUUCCAGAAGAGAAUUAUCAUGCACUCAGGAACACUCAUUUGAUGAGAAUGUAUAAAGCGUGCGACAAUCGUUUCACAUUGCUGUUCCUAUGGUUGCGAGCAGUUUGCGACAAGUUGGAAGUUCGAAAUAGCAAGUAUGGCCUCCUCUCUUCCUAUCACCUCCUUCUCCUUGUGAUUCACUUCUUGCAAAGUGAACAAGCCCUCUCGCCAUGGCCAGUGCUUCCAGUGCUUGCGAAAACCCAUCCAUCCCUCGUCACAUCUGAAAUUCCUAUAAAAAAAAUCGCCGAACUCAUCAGGUCCGAGAAUCCAUGCCCAGAAGAUUUCUCGUGGAAGUCACAUAACAAGAUGGCUGUUAGCGAGCUGAUCAUUCGAUUCGUUGACUAUUAUUCUCAUUUCAAUGCUGCCAAAGAGGCGAUUUAUAUUGAGAAAGGAUUGGCACAAAAGAGGAAACAAGUGUUCGGAGACGUUCGGCUUCAAAUCAUCGAUCCUUAUUCUCCGGUUUCUGUUUGUCGGUCACCUCAUGCUAGUUCUGCGUUCUUUGCAGCUAUUCAAUUCACAAGGAAACAGUUUAAGAAUGGUCACAUGCUUUCGAGCCUUCCCGAUGUUCCUGAAGCAGCCCAAUUCCUUCGCGAGAAUAAUUUCUCAUCAUGGCGAACACAAAUGUCCGACAAAGUAAUUUUAUAG